UCACAUGCUUGUUGUACACUAUUUGUCAUUGGAUUUGGUCCACAACUAAAAACCCCGACACGUUCCACCUUUGGAUAACCCGGAAAAAAACGGGAAACAGAAAAAACGCGCCACUAAACACUGCCAUCUAGUAACGCAUUUAGCCAUUUUUGAAAAAAUGUGGAAUAUUAUCCAGAUGUUCGAAUGAAUCGAAAUGAUGGAAAAUCCCGAUUCGAAUGUGGAUUAUUUAAUCGGUGGAUCAUCAUCAUCGAUUAAUGAAAAAAUUCUUCGUUAUGAAAAUUUUGUUGAAAAUGUAUUGAAAAAUGAUUUGCAUAAAGUUUCUUGCCAAUAUGAAAAGAUCUGUGAACAAAUUACCGAUUAUAAUAAUAUUAAAUCAACAAUUGAAACAAUCAAUGGUGAUCAAAUGAAAACAUUGAAAACAAUGAAUGAUAUUGGUUCAAAUUGUUAUGUUCAAUGUGUCAUACCGAAUACCGAUCGAAUAUAUUUAUGUGUUGGACUUGAUUGUUAUGUUGAAUUGACACUUGAUGAAGCAUUGAGAUUCAUUAAUCGUAAAACAGAAAUUCUUAAAAAAUCAAUGGAAUUUUUAAUGGAAAAUUCUGCUAAAAUUAAAGCCCAUAUUAAAAUUGUAUUAAAUUUAAUCGAUCAAUUACGAAACGAUGGUGGCGAUGAUAAUAGUUAAUUUUUUUAUAAAUACUAAU
Messenger RNA from Dermatophagoides pteronyssinus (European house dust mite), 698 nucleotides. It is a transcript of the gene Uxt, whose product is annotated as Uxt prefoldin-like subunit. The record is from RefSeq and is a predicted model, not a curated record. Gene Ontology annotation, molecular function: transcription corepressor activity. Lineage: Eukaryota; Metazoa; Arthropoda; Arachnida; Sarcoptiformes; Pyroglyphidae. Gene Ontology annotation, biological process: negative regulation of transcription by RNA polymerase II; positive regulation of transcription by RNA polymerase II. Gene Ontology annotation, cellular component: mediator complex.